Molecule: messenger RNA, 1383 nt
Organism: Anoplophora glabripennis (Asian longhorned beetle)
Lineage: Eukaryota; Metazoa; Arthropoda; Insecta; Coleoptera; Cerambycidae
Product: segmentation protein Runt-like
Exons: 5
Coding region: 1-1383 (460 amino acids)
Biological process (GO): regulation of DNA-templated transcription
Cellular component (GO): nucleus
Molecular function (GO): RNA polymerase II cis-regulatory region sequence-specific DNA binding; ATP binding; DNA-binding transcription factor activity, RNA polymerase II-specific
Source: RefSeq, a predicted model, not a curated record
AUGCACUUGGCCAGCGAGGUGUCGUCAACGACGGGUCACUACGACCGCACUUACGGCAACUUGACGGCGGAGAUGCUGGCGGAAAGGACUAUAGAUGGGCUCCUUGCGGAACACCCUGGCGAGCUGGUAAGGACCGGGUCCCCGCACGUUGUUUGUACUGUUUUGCCGCCCCACUGGAGAUCGAAUAAGACGCUGCCAGUGGCGUUCAAGGUUGUCGCCCUUGGUGACGUGGGGGAUGGCACCGUGGUGACGGUUAGGGCUGGGAAUGACGAGAAUUAUUGCGCGGAACUGAGAAACUGCACGGCCGUUAUGAAGAAUCAGGUGGCGAAGUUUAAUGAUCUGAGAUUUGUGGGAAGAAGCGGCAGAGGCAAAAGCUUCACGCUGACGAUCAUCGUAUCGACGUCUCCCCCUCAGAUAGCGACUUACAGCAAAGCGAUCAAAGUGACAGUGGACGGUCCCAGAGAACCGAGAUCGAAGACACGCCAGCAGGGGUUUCAUCAUUUCCCUUUUGGGCCUAGGCCAUUCGCACCUGAUCCACUUACGGGCGGCCUUCCGUUCAAAUUGAGCGGUAUAGCUCAUCACUUAGCGGGACUUCCGGGACAUCCUCCAGAGUGGGCUAUGUUAGGAGGUCGACAUCCGUACCAACACGGACCGUUUAUGCCCCACCACCAUCCACACUUUCCACAUCACAUGUUUGCUGCUCUGAACAGUCCAAUUAACACCUCUCCAAGAAUAGCAAACGAACCCACAUCGACAUCCUUAGGCCCUAUAUCCAUAAACUGCAGCAGUGCUCACAGCACAACGUCUCCGAAAACAUCACCCAACACUCAAAUAGGACUGCUAACCACUGCCGGUGAACCACAUUCGCCCCAAGAAGACGACAUAUCUGUCACAGCGUCCCCCACGCCGUCCCCCCAGCCGCCCCCGGCCUUCCCAGGUGUGCCGCCGCCACCUUUACAGAGCAAUCAGCUGUUCAAUAACGCCCUUGCAGCGAGUUUGUUCCUGAACGCACCACUUUUGCCCCCACCAGGACAGUGGUUCUACUCCCAGCUGUAUCCUCACGAUUGGAACUGGAUGAGUCUAAGAAACAGUUCGGCUUUGGUCAGAAGUCCACAGGAAGACAAUUCCCAGAACCCGGAUAGUUCCAGUGAAAAACUGGACGUGACAGAAGUCGACGAAGAAAGCAAAGAUAGUGACGGUAAGGACGAAGACAAAAAUGAUGAAAAUGAAAAGAAAAAUUUCAGUGAAGGGAUUAAUUUGAGUUUACGGGUUAGGAAAGCUGCGAUAACACUAGUUAGGCAGAAGGAUGAAGUUAGUUCUAGUGAUAAGAAUGAUUUAAAGUGUUCAAGAGACAGUAACAGGAAUGUAUGGCGACCGUAUUAG